This is a messenger RNA of Jaculus jaculus (lesser Egyptian jerboa), 1358 nucleotides long. RefSeq names its product high mobility group 20B (gene Hmg20b). The coding region runs from base 74 to 1027 and encodes 317 amino acids. Gene Ontology annotation, cellular component: nucleus. The record is from RefSeq and is a predicted model, not a curated record. Gene Ontology annotation, biological process: regulation of gene expression. The transcript has 10 exons. NCBI's taxonomy places the organism in Eukaryota, Metazoa, Chordata, Mammalia, Rodentia, Dipodidae.
GCUCCGGCGGUUGGUUGGAGCGUCGCUAGCUCGGGACGUCCGGGAAAGUUUCUUUGGAGGUCCGGCCCCCAGCAUGUCCCACGGUCCCAAGCAGCCAGGCGCGGCCACCGCGCCCGUAGGGAGCAAGGCUCCAGGCCAGCAUGGGGGCUUCGUGGUGGCUGUCAAGCAGGAGCGCGGAGAGGGCCCUCGGCCUGGAGAGAAGGGAUCCCAGGAGGAGGAGCCCGUGAAGAAGCGUGGCUGGCCCAAAGGCAAGAAGCGGAAGAAGAUUCUGCCCAAUGGGCCCAAGGCCCCGGUCACCGGCUACGUACGCUUCCUGAAUGAGCGGCGGGAGCACAUACGUACACGCCACCCCGACCUUCCCUUUCCCGAGAUCACCAAGAUGCUGGGCGCAGAGUGGAGCAAGCUGCAGCCAGCCGAGAAGCAGAGGUACCUGGAUGAGGCCGAAAAGGAGAAGCAGCAGUACUUGAAGGAACUGCGGGCGUAUCAGCAGUCGGAGGCCUACAAGGUGUGCUCGGAGAAAAUUCAGGAAAAGAAGAUUAAGAAAGAGGACUCUGGCUCUGGCCUCAUGAACACACUCUUGAAUGGACACAAGGGCGGGGACUGCGAUGGCUUCUCCACCUUCGACGUCCCCAUCUUCACUGAAGAGUUUCUGGACCAAAACAAAGCGCGCGAGGCGGAGCUGCGACGCCUGCGGAAGAUGAACGUGGCCUUCGAGGAGCAGAACGCGGUGCUGCAGCGGCACACGCAGAGCAUGAGCAGCGCGCGCGAGCGCCUGGAGCGGGAGCUGGCGCUGGAGGAGCGCCGCACCUUGGCGCUCCAGCAGCAGCUGCAGGCCGUGCGCCAGGCGCUCACCGCCAGCUUCGCCUCGCUGCCCGUGCCCGGCACCGGCGAGACGCCGACGCUAGGCACGCUAGACUUCUACAUGGCGCGGCUGCACGGCGCCAUCGAGCGCGACCCGGCGCAGCACGAGCGGCUCAUCGCGCGCAUCAAGGAGAUCCUGGCGCAGGUGGCCAGUGAGCACCUGUGACCGACGGGGCGACGCGCACGCCACCCACGGAGAAACGGGGUUCCUCGCCCAGGGGCCAGACCCCAUGCUGCACCUUGGGGGCUCCUGCCCUCCAAAGUCCAUCUCCACAGCGUCCCUCCUGCUUGCCACCCCACCCCGCGCCUCAGCCCGGGAGCCACAAUCACUCACCUCGGGGGCUUGGGGACCUGAUGCACAGGCGGGGAGGCCCCAGGUGACACGGCUCCGGGGGUGGGGACCCAGAGGGAGGCUUGCAGUUCACACCUUCCACUCCCACGUCCCCAUCUUUCCACUGCUCAAUCCGGAAUUUUUCAAUAAAAAUAAGUGGAAUUUA